This is a messenger RNA of Oppiella nova, 968 nucleotides long. The record is from the annotation of a GenBank genome assembly. Lineage: Eukaryota; Metazoa; Arthropoda; Arachnida; Sarcoptiformes; Oppiidae.
CAGCAAAAAUCUAUGCGACCGCACAGGGAGUCUAUAAAAUAUUGAUCAAUAACUUGGCUGUCAGUGACUCGCAAAUGAGUCCCGGUUGGACUGACUAUAAUAAGACAAUCCAAUACCAGGGCUACGACGUAACAGGGUCAUUGCAGACUAAGAAUGCUAUAGGCGUACUGUUAGGAACAGGGUGGUUUAGCAGUUAUGUCGGAUUUUCCGGUCAAUACAAUAUUUUCGGAUGGGAUCAGAAUGUGUUGUUUGAAUUGCAUAUACAAUACGAGAACAAUAAGACAGAAAUUGUUAAGUCAGACAACACGUGGAAAGUGAACACCGGAUCCCUUAUAUACUCCGACCUAUUGAUGGGAGAGUUGUAUUAUGAGAACCGGGAGGUGAAAGGCUGGACAUCGCCAGAGUUUGAUGACAGCCACUGGCCAUCAGUGGUAACCAAAUCUAUCGACAAAAAGGUGGCACUAGUGGCCGAUCGGGCCGAACCGGUUCGGGUCACUCACGAGUUGUCGCCAAAGACUAAAUACCAGAGCAAACCAGGGGUUUGGGUGUUUGACUUCGAGCAGAAUAUGGUCGGUUGGGUUAGGAUCUCAUUCCCCAAAACAUACGAUGCGAGUCGAGUGCAGUUAAGACACGCGGAGGUACUAAAUCCCGACGGAUCCAUAUAUACAAAGAAUUUGCGGUCCGCUUUGGCCACCGAUACCUAUGUGUUGAACAAGGCCGACAACUCCUAUGAGAUCUCAUUUGAGCCCCACUUCACGACCCAUGGGUUCAGAUACGUGGAGAUCACGGGAUACCCGGGUGAACCACAACUGACUACCAUAAAGGGAAUAGUCAUGAAUUCGGACACACCUUUCGACUCGCAUUUCGAGAUGGCUGCAAGUGAACGCCGACACACCCAAAGAGGUCAUGAAUACCGGGUAUUACGGCUACGACGCCCUCCUUAUGUCCAAAAUGGCGAAAGCAAUCAA